Messenger RNA from Malania oleifera, 1138 nucleotides. RefSeq lists its product as uncharacterized. Lineage: Eukaryota; Viridiplantae; Streptophyta; Magnoliopsida; Santalales; Ximeniaceae. The record is from RefSeq and is a predicted model, not a curated record. The transcript has a single exon. The coding region runs from base 62 to 760 and encodes 232 amino acids.
AUCUAUCCCUCCUGCCCAGCUGAAUAGUCAAUUUCUUCAUAAAAUAUUUUCAAGAUCGUCGAUGAAGAAGAAAGGCAUCAAAGCUUUGUGCAGCAACCACGCCUCAACCUCUACCCUCAACCAACCCAAUCCACCAUCCCUGGAGGACAUGAUUCUGCAGCUCCAAUUACAAGAAGAACUCGCCAGAAAAGUCAAUAAUUAUAAUAAUAUUAUUAAUGCCGACAACGAUGAUAGUAAUUAUAAGCUCGCGUACUUCUUCAACGACGAUCAACGCAGGAGGUCGUGCGUUAACAAUUCCGACAUCUUGCGCUCCGCCAAGAACGCCUUGAACCAGUACCCGCGGUUUUCCCUCGACGGCAAGGACGCCAUGUACACCUCUUCCUUCUCCAGAAACGUCGUCCUGGGGGCUCCGGCGGUCGGUGCCGGAGGCAGAAAACCGGGUAACGGGUUUGGGGCGGCGGAGGGUCUGCCGCGGACGGUGGCGGGGGAGGCGGUGGUUUGGUGCGAGCCGGGGGUGGUGGCUAAGUUGAUGGGGCUUGAGGCGGUGCCUGUGCCGGUGAGGGGAGGGAGAAGAAGGAUGAUGAGUUCUGUUAUUAAGAGGCAGAAUCUGAGGAGGAGAUCGGUUGAAGUUGAAGGUCGUGAGUUAAAGGAGAAGAGAUCUGGACGACGUCGUUCCUGCCCAAAGAAAACCGACUAUUGCGUUUUGAAGCCGACGGUGAACGGAGCGGCGGCGUCGCCAACCGGCCCGCAGUUUCUUUAGAUUACUUAUUAACGAGUGUGUAUAUGCAUUUCACCGCUAAAAAAAUUAAUAUCAAGCACAGCCUGACUUGCGCAAGUGUAAGGACAUAUGAUUUUGGUGACUGCAUGAGCACAGGUUCCCUCAACUUGUUAUUUGUAGUCUGUAGAUGGGCACCCACCUACAAAGCACGAAGAAGAAGAAAAAAAAUAAAAAAAAAUGUUGAAGGCUACUUCAGUUUACAAAGACUCCGAAUUUUGAGUAAUGGACCCGUAACUUAGGUUAUGUAGGAUGCUAAACAGCAUAGUCUAAAUAUUUCAAGCAGCAUUAUUCUUAGUUAGGAGUGGUUUUGAAUUCAAGUUGGAAUUGUAACUGUCCCAAAAUUUAAUUAUAAAGGUAGUC